Messenger RNA from Antechinus flavipes (yellow-footed antechinus), 2071 nucleotides. It is a transcript of the gene THAP10, whose product is annotated as THAP domain containing 10. Bases 94 to 960 code for a protein of 288 amino acids. The record is from RefSeq and is a predicted model, not a curated record. Lineage: Eukaryota; Metazoa; Chordata; Mammalia; Dasyuromorphia; Dasyuridae. The transcript is spliced from 3 exons. Gene Ontology annotation, molecular function: sequence-specific DNA binding.
AAGAGCCGGGACGCGGAGAAUUCGCCCGCUGAAGCUACGAGUCCGGUAGGCAGCUGGCGGCGGGCUGUUGGCAGCUGCUGCGGGUUCCCCGCCAUGCCGGCCCGCUGCGUGGCCGCCCAUUGUGGCAACACCACUAAGUCAGGCAAGUCCUUGUUCCGCUUCCCCAAGGAUCGCGCGGUGAGGCUGCUAUGGGACCGCUUCGUGCGGGGCCAUCGCGCCGACUGGUACGGGGGCAAUGAUCGCUCUGUUAUCUGCUCUGACCACUUCGCCCCCUGCUGCUUCGACGUCUCAUCCGUCAUCCAGAAGAAUCUGCACUUUUCCCAGCGCCUGCGGCUGGUGGCGGGCGCUGUGCCCACUCUGCACCGGACACCGGCCCUGCCUCCCGAGGAGCGCCCGGAGAAGCCGGCGCCGGCCCCGGCCCCGGUCCUGGUUCCAGCCCCGGCCUCAGCCCCAGCCCCCAAGGCGGAGGAGCACGGAGAACCCCAAGCGGCCGCUCAGCAGCCAGACGUCCCUCCAGCCGACCCCCCGCCCUUCAGACCUCUCCUCUCCUCCAGGAAAAGGCCCGCGACAGCCCAGAUUACUUAUGAAUAUGAAGCUACCCAGACACAAGUAGAUGUUGAUCACCAAUCUAAUGAUGUCACUUCAGUGCUUCCUUACUGUGAAGAAGGCUUAGUGUCUAUAGAUGUUGAUGUUCAUGCACUUAAGAUGCAUAAAAGUACACAAAUUUCUCUGAAAAGGCCCCCUCAUCGUAGUGUGGGUAUUCAGGCUAAAGUAAAAAUAUCAAAUAAACAACCAUGUGAUGCAACUACACAAACAGAUGAAUUAUGGUCUGUUCCUAGAACGUCUUCCCUAUUUGACAUUUACUCCAGUGAUUCUGAAACAGAUACUGACUGGGAUAUCAAGAGUGAACAGAGUGAUUUAUCUUACAUAGCUGUGCAGGUUAAAGAAGAGACAUAUUGAAUGUGGACAUCAUCUAAUCAUUCAAUGUAUUAUAGAUUCUAAUUCUUACCAGUGUAUAAUUAUUUCUUUGAUCUUAUGAUUCUGUUACUUUUUCAUGAAAAUUUGAUAUUUUAUCACCAACAAGCCUUGUUUUAAGUGAGACAAAAAUUUGCCUACAUUGAGAGCUACUGAAAUUGGUUCUUAUUCCUUCACCCUAUGUUCUUUUUUUUUUUUUUUUGGAAACUAGCAAACCCAUAUAAAAGUGAAUUAAGAUUUCCCAAGACAAAUCAAGCAUCCGCUACUUAAGGAUAUUGUUAUUCUUGAAACUAAAACUAUAAAACAACAAAAUGACUACAGAAAAAACCAAAUAAUAGUAAAUGAUUAGGAUAAGAGUAGGAUGUUUAUGUUUAGAUGGUUAUGUAAUAAGAUGACAUGUAUUUUGUUUAGUUCUAAUAACAUUAGAAUUAUGGCUCUGUACCUGUGGGAAUUCCUAGUGAAAGCUUUGUAUCUCAUAGAAAAUUUUCUGUGGAUAAUGGCAUAAUUGUUGGUUGGAUUUGGUUUACUUAAACUGUCUUGUGAGUCAGACUAACUUACAUCAAUUUACAGUUUUAGCUAAUUUAAAUUUAUUAAUUUCAUGUAUAGGAAUUGUUAAAGUCUUAUAUAAGACUGUAUUCCUAGAAGAAUUUCAAAUAUCUGUCCUUAACGUAUAGGAAUUGUUAAAGUCUUAUAUAAGACUGUAUUCCUAGAAGAAUUUCAAAUAUCUGUCCUUAACCUAGUUUUUCCUCUAUCAAUACUAUUUUUACUCUUUAUUCUAAUAAAUUAAAUGUUUGAAAAGUAUAUGCAACUUCACUUGCAUCAACCAGGGAAAUUCCUAUGGCAAUAUCAUUCAAAUAGCCAUUCCAUUAUUGUAGUUUCUGAAGAAACUUACUUUAUGUACUGUAAUUUUUUUUUUUUUUAAGAACAGUGGAAAGAAGCUUCCACUAUGCAUCUCUUGUGUACUGUUGGUUCUGUGCAAAUUGAUUGCACAUAUUUUAUCUCCAAAGGUGUAAAUAAUAAAAGGUUUUUUGAAGUUCAUUUCAAAUGUGAUUUAAUUUGACCAGUAUAAUUUUUCUAAAUAAAAUAUAAAAUUUAA